Telopea speciosissima is the source of this 594-nucleotide messenger RNA. RefSeq names its product exonuclease 3'-5' domain-containing protein 2-like. The transcript has a single exon. Gene Ontology annotation, biological process: nucleobase-containing compound metabolic process. Bases 1 to 594 code for a protein of 197 amino acids. The record is from RefSeq and is a predicted model, not a curated record. Gene Ontology annotation, molecular function: nucleic acid binding; 3'-5' exonuclease activity. Gene Ontology annotation, cellular component: nucleus; cytoplasm. Lineage: Eukaryota; Viridiplantae; Streptophyta; Magnoliopsida; Proteales; Proteaceae.
AUGACUGGCCACUAUGAAGUGAAGGUACAGGGCAUCAAGGUGAAGCCCAGAGUGAUAGACACAGUAAUCGCUUUAAAGACCGGAAUAGAAGAUCUAUGGUCAUUCGUCGGUAAAGGCACUGGUUCAAAGUAUGUGGUGGGUCUAGAUAUCGAAUGCACACCAGUUGAAUCAACAAAUAAAGUUUCAAUCUUGAAAUUGGCAACUGGGUCUUUCUGUCUAAUCAUAAGGCUUCUGAAUUUAGGUACAAUCCCUCAUUUCCUCUUCAAUUUCCUUCGUCUCCCUGAUGUUUCAUUUGUGGGUGUUGGAAUUAAAGAGAAUGUUGCUCUGCUUGAGAGAGAUUAUGGACUUCAAUGUAGAAACAUGGUUGAUUUAAGGAUUUUGGCUUCUUCAGUUCUUGAUGAUAGAAGGCUUGUGGGUUAUGGUUUGGUUGAUUUGGCUUAUCAUGUCAUACCGCUUCAGGUUAUGAAGAAACCUGCGUCAGUGUUUUUGAGUGAUUGGAAUGGAGAGAACCUUACAAUGGAGGAGAUUGAGUUUGCAACAAUUGAUGCUUAUACUUCUUAUAAGAUUGGGAACAAGUUGCUUGGGGGCUUGUGA